Messenger RNA from Zootermopsis nevadensis, 1537 nucleotides. Its product is annotated as LETM1 domain-containing protein 1. The record is from RefSeq and is a predicted model, not a curated record. Gene Ontology annotation, cellular component: mitochondrial inner membrane. Lineage: Eukaryota; Metazoa; Arthropoda; Insecta; Blattodea; Termopsidae. Gene Ontology annotation, biological process: intracellular monoatomic cation homeostasis. Gene Ontology annotation, molecular function: ribosome binding.
GUUAGAACAUGUAGAAAGGACGAAAACCGAAAUAGGCCCUUUGGUGUCGACCGAAAGGAAGCAGGGUUCCUAGAAAAUCACGCCAAAGGUGGAUAUCAUAGAAGCCGGAACAGGCCUUCGGCCUAAUCUGUGAAUUGAAGAAGAAGAAAAAGAAGAAGAAAAAAUUGUUUUAAAUAACAAAUUCUGAGGUGUAUAUGGGUGAUACUAGCACUUCUGAAUAAUCUAUGCUAGCCUUGAAAACCAUGGACUGUUAAUUACUUACGUCGUCUGCUGUAAAUCGAAUAUUCAAGGAAGGAAGAGUAACAAAUAAUUUGUUAGUGAAUAUGUCAUCGACGUUGGUUAGGACAAAUUGGUCGCAAAUUCGGUGCUGUCAGAGAAUCAUUAAAUGUGAUAAUAGAUUUAGUCAUGAAAACCGGUUUUCAGAGGGCUCAAAAGAACGGAACAGUUCAAAAACGUUCAAACAGUAUGCUCUGUCACACUACAUGAAGCUUGUCAGAAGCUAUGAAAAAGUGUUGGAAAAGAAAUUUCCAACUGCAAUGCAUGUAUACAGGAUUUUUAUGGUUGGAAUUAAAGAUUUUUAUACAGAUAUGAAGUAUUACUUUAAAAUCCACAGAAGAUUAUCAUCUCCAGCAGGAUUUAAGUGCCUUACAAGAAAGGAGAUUGAGUUGUACCACCAGAUACCAAAAGAUAUGUUGAGGGUGGCACCUAUGUUAAUACUGUCUACUUUACCAUUUGCAAAUUACGUUGUGUUUCCAUUAGUGUAUAUGUUCCCAAGACAGCUUCUGUGUCAACAUUUCUGGUCUUUGCAACAGCGAACAGAGUUUGCUAUGGAAGGACUACGCAGGCAAUUAUAUAACUAUAAACCAGUGUUCCGAUGUCUUCAAUCACAGCUUGAUACACUUAAAGGAAGACAAGAAUAUGAACACUGGGCAUAUGUUCUUGGACUGUUGGGGAGUGGCAUGCAUCCAAAGCCUGAAGAUAUUAUUAAGUCUGUAGACCUGUUUCGUGGGGACCCAUAUCACUUCUCCUAUCUGUAUCCUGGGCAUGUGAAAGGACUACUACGGAUGUAUAGCAUGCACACAGGGUUUUGGCGACGUCACAGAUUGGCUGAACAAGCAGUGAUUCUUCAUGAGAUGGACAUGGCUAUUAUCAGAGAGGGGGGUAUAUCGAAGAUGUCUCAAGAGGAGCUACGAGUGGCAUGUUUUCUUCGUGGCUUGAAUCCUGUUACAAUGAAGGCAGAAGAUAUGAUACACUGGCUGACACAGUGGAUCUGCGUGUCGAAAUCUGUUGACAGAAGCUCCCUCUCACUCUUGCUUCACUGCCCAAUUCUACUUGGAUACAACCAACCCUCCAACUGGAUCCUCAUUCAUUAAAUCAAACCUUUUGCAAAUAAGUCCUAGAGAAAAACAGAUCUGCUAGAAUUAAAUAUUUGAAAAAAGAUUAUGUUUAUUCUGUAUAAAUGAACGAUAUAUUUAUUUUAUGUGUCAAGUAGUGUAACAGUACCAUUUUCACUAAAAUAUGAGACUUUUGAAUUGAA